This is a messenger RNA of Limulus polyphemus (Atlantic horseshoe crab), 2276 nucleotides long. RefSeq names its product store-operated calcium entry-associated regulatory factor-like. The transcript has 8 exons. NCBI's taxonomy places the organism in Eukaryota, Metazoa, Arthropoda, Merostomata, Xiphosura, Limulidae. The record is from RefSeq and is a predicted model, not a curated record. Gene Ontology annotation, biological process: regulation of store-operated calcium entry. Bases 595 to 1596 code for a protein of 333 amino acids. Gene Ontology annotation, cellular component: endoplasmic reticulum membrane.
AAUAUUGUUCGGAAUCCCCAUCACUGCGUCUGUAAUUACGCCAUCCAUGGAAUAGUCUGUUCUAGAUUUUACCCUUUUUGUCAUUUAAUGUGAAUCAUAUUUCUCUUCCUAUUGUAAAUGUUUUUAAUAUAGGCAUGGUAAGGUGUGUACAUAAUGCUUUGGCAUGGGUUUCUGAACCAUAAAAAGUUAAACUUUAAUUUAAAGGAAACCAUGGUACUACUAGUAUUAUACUAUAGUAUUACUACUCGUAGUAGUAAUAGUUGAACUCAUCAAUUUAUAUAUAUAUAGUAGGACUAACGGGCCUAGGUCCAUUCUUAUUUGUACACGUAUAUUUUGCUCGUGUUGUUGCGUCAUCCUAAGAUAUAAUAAAGGACGUUAACAACCAUUUGCACUUCAUUACUGUUGUUAACUUGUUUAAUUUUACUUGAUAGUAUAAAAAAUUACGCAACCAGUUUAUGUAUUGUAUUAAAAUUAACAAAUAUAAAGGUGUGGAUUUUGCUGUCGUUGACUUUACUGUUUACAACUUACAAGUCGUAUUUUGAGAAACUCCGUUGUUCAGUGAGACUACAACGUACUACCCAUCUCGUGUUCAAAAUGAAUUUCUUUCCCGUAGAUAUAGGAAGGUUCACUUGGUGUUUCUUGAUUUUUGUUUCUUUUCUGUGGGUCACCAGUUUCUCAGCUCAAGGAUGGGGUAGUCAUAAAGUGAAACUCAAAGAUGUUGAAGUGUUAACACUUUACCAUGGGAAGAUGACCACUGGUCGACGAUCUCCACCUGUACCUCAAUUACAGUGUAUUGGUGGAUCAGCUGGUUGUUCAGCUUUUGUUCCUCAGGUUGUACAGUGUUACAACAAAGGCAGUGAUGGGAACUCUGUUCAAUGGGAAUGCAAGACAGAUAUGGACAGUUCUUUUAGGUUUGGAACAGUCGAGGUAGUUUGUGAAGGAUAUGAUUACCCAGACGAUCCAUAUAUUCUUGUAGGCUCUUGUGGACUGGAAUAUUCUAUUGAUCUUUCUGAAGAGGGCCUUCAGAAGAAAGGCAAACAAGGACAAUAUAACUAUGGAGGAUGGAACAGUCAUAAAGGCCAUUCCUACCAGCAAACUUAUAACGAGCUUCAUCAGCGAGGAGGUAUAAGUGAUAUUAUUUUAGUGAUCAUUAUUGGCAUAAUUAUUUACGCUAUCUACAGAACUUGUAUACAGACACAACAGUUUAGUUCAACCAAUGAUGAUUAUCCAGGUUACGAUAGCCGAAACUCGGGAGGUAAUGCAGGAUUAGGUGGAGGUUAUUCUUCUGCCCCACCACCACCAGGGUUCCGAUCUGAGUUCUAUACAGAUGCAAGUUGUGAACAAAAUACAAGAAGAUCUGCUGGUGGUGGUGGAGGUUUUUGGACAGGAGCUUUAACUGGUGGUCUACUGGGUUAUUUGUUUGGAAACAGAAAUCGAGGUUGGGCAGCAUCAGGCUACACACAUAGAGAAAGGCCAUCUUAUGGCUGGAGUGGUGGUGGUAGUGGUGAAUGGUUCAGUGGAGGAAGUGGAUUUGACUCAUCUGGCUCCAGCAGUACUCGUACAGCCUCAGGUUUUGGAGGAACAAGGAGGAGAUAGUGUUAAUAUCCACUUACAGACUUUUGGAGGUCUCAUUUUUGUCAGUAAGAAAAUUCAUUGUUCUUGAACAUAAUAUCAAGCAAGAUAUUCUUUAAUAUUUUGGGCAAAACAUUUCAUUGCAAAUAAAACUUGCAAUACUAGUUUUAUAUGAAUAAAAGAACAAGAUGAUGCAUUUUUUGAAAUAAGAUAUGAAAUUAAAAAAAAACUGGAUAACUUAUUUUCCUUUGAUUGCUCUGAUUCUCAUAAUCCUCUGUUGUAUGUAAAAUCUCAUUCACAUAUAUAUAUUUCAGAAGUAUGAUUUUUUUAAGGUUUACUUUAAGUAGGCUAAUUAUAAUUAUCAAAUAUUGUUAAAUGUGUGCAUAAAAGUAUGACAUAGUUGGUAAUACUUGUAUUCAGAUAGUAUUAGUUUCGACUUUAGUAUUGUAAAUGCAUAUUAAAUUUUAACCAAUAUUGAAUUUACUUAUUGUGAUGUAACGUCUUCUGUCAGUUUGUUAUAGUAUUUUUUAAUGCUUGAGUUUUUCUGUGCAGCUUUUGGUUUGCAUAUAAAUAUGAUGCAAAGAAUACAUAUUCAUAUGGGCUAAAAUCUUAUUCAUAAAGCAGUGUUGUACUAAUCUUUGGAACAAUAGUUUAUUUGCUUGAAAGUUCCACUCCCAUAGUAAUUGAAUAAUGAUAUUCAAAAC